Messenger RNA from Petromyzon marinus (sea lamprey), 563 nucleotides. It is a transcript of the gene NDUFA3, whose product is annotated as NADH:ubiquinone oxidoreductase subunit A3. Gene Ontology annotation, cellular component: respiratory chain complex I; mitochondrial inner membrane. The record is from RefSeq and is a predicted model, not a curated record. Lineage: Eukaryota; Metazoa; Chordata; Hyperoartia; Petromyzontiformes; Petromyzontidae.
GCCCCCCACCCUCUGCCCCGCCCACACCCCCAAGGUCACGCGGUACCCGGCGGUGGCGAUGGCGUUCGGCGCCUACCUCAAGCACCUGUGGAACAAGGAGCCAGUGAUUAUGGCGUCCUUGGGAAUCGGCAUGACCGCGCUGAUUCUGCCGUUCGUGAGCCCCCUCACCAAGUUCUCGAGAAAGUUGAGCCUGGCCAGUCCGUACUACUAUCCGGUGCCUGUGCGGGAUGAUGGCAACAUGCCCGAUGUGCCGCAACACCCAUGCGAGAAAAAGGGCAACAGCCUUGAAUGGCUCAAGAACUUCUGAGCAACGACCGCCAACACAACACGGCGCUCAAGGAAUCUGGUGGCUUCUGAACGCCGGCGCACGUUCGCUCGCUCCACCACCACCAACAGUAGGAAAGGAAGUUAUUUCGUCCCACCACCUCCAGUCGCGUAUUUCCUUGUAUAAUUUUAAAUUAAAAUUUUGCCGUCGCUGCGCGUACGGAAUGUCACGCGGAUCAAUGCAAGUUACGCGCGUAAAUGGCUCGGCAAAUAAAGAGUAACUUGAAGUUACCGUUAAA